GCCCGGGCGGCGCGGCCCGGGCCGAGCCAUCGAGCCCAAGCCCCAGGAGGGGACAGUGACCGCAGAGGCAGCCUGGGAGUCGGAUGUGGCUCAGGCAGGGAGAGCAAAGGGGUAGCCGGCCCGUCCAGGCCCGAGGUGUCUGAGAUGCCGCUGCCUCAGAAGAAGCGCUGGGAGUCCAUGGCCAAGGGGCUGGUGCUGGGGGCACUCUUCACCAGCUUCCUGCUGCUGCUGUACUCAUACGCAGUCCCCCCACUGCACGCUGGCCUGCCAUCUACGACCCCGGAGGGCACCGCGUCCUGCUCCCCGGCCCCAGAAGAGUCGGAGGCGGAGACGGCGAACCCCGCCAACGGCUCAUCAUCGUCGUCGUCCUCGGGGUGCCGGCCCCGCCGCGACAUCGUGUUCAUGAAGACGCACAAGACGGCCAGCAGCACGCUGCUCAACAUCCUGUUCCGCUUCGGCCAGAAGCACGGGCUCAAGUUCGCCUUCCCCAACGGCCGCAACGACUUCGACUACCCCGCCUUCUUCGCGCGCAGCCUGGUGCAGGACUACCGGCCGGGCGCCUGCUUCAACAUCAUCUGCAACCACAUGCGCUUCCACUACGACGAGGUGCGGGGCCUGGUGCGGCCCAACGCCACCUUCAUCACGGUGCUGCGGGACCCCGCCCGCCUCUUCGAGUCCUCCUUCCACUACUUCGGCUCGGUGGUGCCCUUCACCUGGAAGCUCUCGGGCCGGGACAAGCUGGCCGAGUUCCUGCAAGACCCCGACCGCUACUACGACCCCCGCGGCUACAACGCCCACUACCUCCGCAACCUGCUGUUCUUCGACCUGGGCUACGACAGCGGCCUGGACCCCGGCAGCCCGCGGGUGCAGGAGCACAUCCUGGAGGUGGAGCGCCGCUUCCACCUGGUGCUGCUGCAGGAAUACUUCGACGAGUCGCUGGUGCUGCUCAAGGACCUGCUAUGGGGGCGCCACGAUGACCAGUCAUCUGUAGGCCUGACAUGUGAAAGCCAGAGCGGGGGUCAUGGCUGUCCCCGGGGAGAAAUUCAGUGGCACCACCCGUUCCUCUCCACUGUGAGUUGA
This is a messenger RNA of Myotis davidii, 1080 nucleotides long. RefSeq names its product galactose-3-O-sulfotransferase 1 (gene GAL3ST1). Gene Ontology annotation, biological process: galactosylceramide biosynthetic process; myelination. Bases 145 to 1080 code for a protein of 311 amino acids. Gene Ontology annotation, molecular function: galactosylceramide sulfotransferase activity. NCBI's taxonomy places the organism in Eukaryota, Metazoa, Chordata, Mammalia, Chiroptera, Vespertilionidae. The record is from RefSeq and is a predicted model, not a curated record. Gene Ontology annotation, cellular component: membrane. The transcript has 5 exons.